GCCGCCAGCCCCGAGCACCGCCGGGCUUCAGCCGCUGCCCCCGGGAGAGGCCCCCACCCGGGCCCCGGGUCCCGGGGCUCCCUGGGCCGGGCCGAUCCCGGGGAGCCCCCGCUGCCUCCCGGAGCGGGGUGGGGAGGGGGGCGUCGCCGCCCGCCGCCGUCUCCGAGCGGGUCGCCCGGUUCGCGCCGGGACAGCGAGAGUGUUCCAUCUGCUGGGUUACUCCCCAAGUGCUCGCAGCAGUGGAACCAGGGCUGGAACCAAAGCCAGGACCAGAGACUCCAUCCCGGCUCUCUGACUUGGCUGGCAGAGACCCGACCGGCUGAGCCGUCACCUGCUACCUCCCAGGGGCUGCAUGAGCAGGAACGCGGAACUGGAAGUGGGACCACGGACUCAAACCCCGGUGCUGUGCUGUGAGGGCGCCGCAGCCGGAGAUGGGUGGGCGGCCCUCGCGGCAGCGGCCGCCCAUGGAGCCGCCGCUGGCCCUGGACGCGCUGCCGCCCGAGCUGCUGGUGCAGGUGCUGAGCCACGUGCCGCCGCGCGCGCUGGUGACGCGCUGCCGCCCCGUGUGCCGGGCCUGGCGCGACGUGGUGGACGGGCCCACCGUGUGGCUGCUGCAGCUGGCCCGCGACUGCAGCGCCCAGGGCCGCGCGCUCUACGCCCUGGCCCAGCGCUGCCCGCCCAACAGCGAGGACCAGGACGAGCUGCCGCUGUGCGCCCUGGCGCGCUACUGCCUGCGGGCCCCGCUGGGCCGUAACCUCAUCUUCAACUCCUGCGGAGAGCAGGGCUUCAGAGGCUGGGAGGUGGAGCACGGCGGGAACGGCUGGGCCGUGGAGAAGAACCUCACCCUGGUGCCAGGGGCUCCUUCCCAGACCUGCUUCGUGACUUCUUUCGAAUGGUGCUUCAAGCGGCAGCUCGUGGACCUGGUGAUGGAGGGGAUCUGGCAGGAGCUGUUGGACAGCGCCCAGAUUGAGAUAUGCGUGGCGGACUGGUGGGGCGCCCGAGAGAACUGCGGCUGCGUCUACCGGCUCCGGGUCCGCCUGCUGGACGAGUACGAAAACGAAGUGGUCAAGUUCUCGGCUUCACCCAACCCGGUCCUUCAGUGGACAGAGAGGGGCUGCCGACAGGUCUCCCACGUCUUCACCGACUUCGGCAAGGGCAUCCGCUACGUGUCGUUCGAGCAGUACGGCAGGGACACGCGCUCCUGGGUGGGGCACUACGGCGCCCUGGUCACCCACUCCAGCGUGAAGGUGAGGAUCCGGCGCCUGUCCUAGCCAGCCAGGACGCCCCCGCCGACUGCAGCUGCGAGCCAGAGGCCGGGGGACAGUGGGGGUCCCCGGGGCUUGUCCUCAGCACACCGCCCAGGAGCCCCACGUGCUGUGGACGGUGGCCCUCGUGCUGUGACAGUGCCUGGGCUCCAAGCAGGCUGUUUACAGUUCCCUCAGCUCCCGGGGUGCGGUGACCCAGACUGGCGAUAGUGAUGUGUCGGUGCUUCUGGGGCAAGGCACGCAGGGAGCAGGGGUCAGCUGGGGCUGCAUCUGCCCCCCACCAGACCAACAGCUUCGAAGGAAAGCUUUCCUGCCGUUUUGGGGAUCCCUGGCAGCAUUUCUCAGAAGCCAGGUUUCCAGCCCCACUUCCCAAGGCAGCCCACCUCCUGCCUGAGGAGCGCUCUCCGUCCCCCCGGGCACAGCCGACAAACUGGCUCAAAAAACGGUGCUAGGCCCAAGGGCCAGGUGCGUUGUGAUCCGUGCACUUGUCUACCUCCGGCUCCCUCCCUCAGAAGCCUGGGGGCCCUCCUGUUUAGAAUCAGAGUCUGGAGGCCCGGUGCCAUGUGGGAGUCCGAGGGACGCUGCCCGAACCCCGGGACAGCUGAGGCGCCCAGCGCUCCCAGGCUGGGUCUCGGUGCCGUUCCCUGCAGCUCUCAGGUGGGUGCCACUGGCAGUGCCCUCUGGCCCAGGCUCAGGGUGUGAAUGACCAGACUAUGGGGGGGGGGUGGCGGCAAGGCUUGGGCUGCAGCCAGGCUCCAUCGCCCAGUGAUAGGAACACAGUCCCCACUCCUUAAAAUCCGAUGUGGGGGCCGAGGCCUCUGAUCCAGCUCCCUGCUGAUGCCCCUGGGAAAGCAGUGGAAGAUGGCCCAGGUACUCAGGCCCCCGCCACUCUCGGGGGAGGACCAGAUGGGAGCACCAAGCUCCUGGCUUCAGCCUGGCCCAGCCCCAGCUUUUGCAGCCAUUUGGGGAGUGAACCAGCAGAUGAAGUUCUCUCCCUCUAACUCUGCCUUUUGAAUAAAUAAAUCUUAAAAAAAUCAAAUGUGGCCAAGCACAUUCACUCACAUUAUGUGAGGUCAGUAUUACUGUCAGUGCCACGUUCCACGGGAAGAGGCUGGGGCCGAGGGAAGCCCAUAGAAUCAGGUCACCGAGCAGUUAAGAGGCAGGUGCUGUGGUGCAGCAUGGAUGCCUGGAGUCCUGGCUGCCCCAGCUCCGCUCCAGCCCAGAUCGUGUGCCCGCAAAGCAGAAGAUGGCCCCUGCUACCCACCCAGGAGACACGGGAGUCCUGGGCUCCUGGCUUCAGCCUGACCCGGCCUUGCUGUUGAGCCUGGGCAGUGAGCCAGUGGGUAGAGGCAUGCCAUCACUCCACCUU
Lepus europaeus (European hare) is the source of this 2634-nucleotide messenger RNA. It is a transcript of the gene FBXO17, whose product is annotated as F-box protein 17. Gene Ontology annotation, biological process: SCF-dependent proteasomal ubiquitin-dependent protein catabolic process; glycoprotein catabolic process. Gene Ontology annotation, molecular function: ubiquitin protein ligase activity; protein binding. The record is from RefSeq and is a predicted model, not a curated record. Lineage: Eukaryota; Metazoa; Chordata; Mammalia; Lagomorpha; Leporidae. Gene Ontology annotation, cellular component: cytoplasm; SCF ubiquitin ligase complex. The transcript has 7 exons. Bases 432 to 1271 code for a protein of 279 amino acids.